CUCUCUCUCUCUCUCUCUCUUUCUCUCUCCAGCGCAGUGACAGUGCAGUGACACACGUUGUCGCAGGUCAGGCAUGUAGGCGUGCGUCUCGUGUCCGCGUGCAGACAAAGGAACACAAGCUGUCAAGACCGAGUGAGUGAGUGAGUGAGUGUCCAGUCCACCACUGUCCACCACCCAUGGCCGGUCCGUACUCGGCUCCCUGUAAAGUGCCCGCCAGCCUCCUCCAGGAGGAGCUGAUGGACUUUGAAAACGCCGCCACGCACUUCCACUCGGACGAUAGCUGGAGCCUGUCCGAGCUGGACGACGAGGCGCUGCAGGGCAUCGUCUCCGGCAAGUCCACCUCGCCCGCAAGCACCACCACGGCCGCUUCCACAGGAAACCGGUGUCUGAACAACAUCACGCCGAACGCCAACGUCGCUGCCAACAAGUCAUCGCCGAUUUCGUCAUCGCAGAGCUCGCCCGCCGUCAGCACGUUGCUGACCCCACUGCCGGCGCCGCGACUCGCAAACAUGAAGAUCGACUCGAGCGAGACGACGACGACGACCUCGUCGUCCGACUCGAUUUUCGGCUGCGUCCGUUUCAGCAGCACCAACUCGUACGUCAACAAGACGGGCCGGCCGAGCAUGAUCAGCCCCAAGUACCGGCUCAAGGAGGAGCGCCGCAAGGUGCUCAAGAUCUCAAUCGGCAAGUUCAAGCGCAUCGAGGACCACGAGAGCUCGCUCCGGCGGUCGGUGCUGAUCAACAACACGAUGAAGCGGCUGCAGAGGGAGGCGAGAGAGGAGAAGCUGCAGCGUCAGGGCAUCUACCAGAUCAACAGCGCCUUCCGUGCCCCCGAGCUCGAGCUGAAACCGGAGCCGGCCGCCGACAAGCCCCCUCCGCCGACCAACCAGCGCAAGCGUUCGCUCAGCAUCGACGACAGCGACGACUGCGACGUGCAGGACGUGCUGAGCCACUUCUACAUGCCGCCGACGCCUCGCCUGCUCACGUCCAUCGACGACGAGGACGACGUGCAGGUGCCCAGCAAGAAGCAGCGAGUCGUGCUGGAGGACGAGCCCCAGAACGAGAACAUCAACAUCAUUCAGCUGCCGUCGGUGCUGAAGGAGAGUUUCAACAACAACAGCAACACCGCCGACGACCUGAUGAAGAAAUGCGAGACUGACAAGCCUGCCACGCCCAUCGCCCCAGUCAAGAUGGACGACGUCGUGAUGACGGAGCCGGCGGCCGACGACGCCGAGCUCGACGUCGUCAACACCAGUGAUGACGAUAGAUUAGUUGUGUGCGAGCAGCCGCUGCUGGACACGCCGCCGUCCUCGUGCUCGGACAGCGAGGACGAAGACAUCGACGUUGUGAACAGCGACGGCGACGACCGGUUACGCCCCUCCGCCGACAGCGCUGCCGUCGCCGACCAGGCCAAUUCGGCGCCCAUGGACGCGUCCGAGCAGCAACACUUUUCGUGCGGACACUCGUCCAUUUUCGGUGAACUGCAGUCAGUGGUGUUUCACAGUUUGAUCGCGUCCCUCGAGUCCUAGCGCUACAGACUGUGAUGGCAGCACUUGUAUCCCGACGAUGGUAAUGCCGCUGAAUAUUAUUAUUGUUGGGAUAACUACUACAACAGUUACUAUCAGUGAUCCGCCAUCACGCAGCGAAGCUGGACUGAUUUUGACAAACAAACAAAAAAGCAAGGAAAUGGGACUUCUGAUGCCGUAGUUUUUUAUAGAGCCGCCCCCCGCAGGGCGCGUUUACCGAAUUGCAUAAUAUACACAUACACACACACACGCGCGCGCAUAUAUACAUGUUGAUAUAUUUAAGGUUUUUACUGCAUUUUUCAACGCGAUCAUACAUACAAGGAUUGAUUGAUUUAACGAAAUUGAAGCGAAAAUGAACACUUAGUCGGUACUGUACAUACGAUGAAAAUAUAGAGAUGAUUAUAUUUAGAGAGUGAGAGAAAACUAUUAAAGAGGAAGCAAAAAGCUAAAUAAAAAUGAUAUUUAGAUUUUAGUACUUUGUAUAACAUUUUACUAAUUAACACACACUCACCCAAGCCCACACAAUAAAAUAAUAUCUAUCGCGAUAAAGUGCAACCUGCUUGACAGACGAUGUCUCUUCCGUAGCAACACACGAACACUCGCAAUUCUUCAAAAUAAUGAUGCUUGUGGAUCUAAACACGCGCCUAGCAGAGGCUUUCGUACAUUUCAUCCGCGCGCAUGCAUACUGUAAGAAUUACUAAAAAGAAUCGAUGUGUAAUAGUGUUGUGUUCAUCCUUCUAAAAGCAACUGCACCGUAAUAAAUCUAUGCUAAAGAUCAUUUCUGCUGAAAAAUUAUGAGGUCGUGCUCUAUAGAGUGUAAGACAAAACACACAUCUUUCUCUCUCUCUCUCUUUCUCUCUCUAUUUCUCCGCGGCACCAGCCAAACACACUCACACACGGUGCCUCGGAAAUUUGCAUGACGAUGGAAAGCUUCGUAUUAGCGUUUUUUGUUGACUGUGUGACUUGACGAGCCAGUGCCCCCCCGCGACAUUAACCGCUUUUUAUCUUUUCGAGUGAGUUAUAACGCCGAGUUCCCCCAGCAUACACACACAAACACCAAACAUAUAUAUUUUUUUUCUUUUGCAUUCUUUUUAUUUAAUCAGCCAGCCAACGGAACGCACGCAAUAACUCGAGUCACCAUUUUAUUUGUAAAAUCUUCAAAUAAUCUGAUCGAUAAUUGUGCGGAGAAAGUCGCGCAUCAAAAUGCGAGCGCCUCGCUGAUCUCGGAUCUCGUGCAUUGCUCGAUUACGUCAAUACAAGGUGAAAGUUUUUGUUGUGUGCAUUGAAGGUUGGCUGCUUUGAUAAAGAAAAAAAAGAUAUAAAGCAGCUCUCCGAUCGGUCCGUAUAUCAUUACAAACUCGAUUCAAACUCCCUCGCUGGCCUUUUUCGCCGUUUGAUCAGACUUGAAGGCGUACAGAGAGUACGGUGGCCGUUUCGCAAUACCUGUGGUUACUUACAUGCUACCUCCGUGUAAAUAAAUUUCCCUCUUUCUCGCCAGUAUAAAUAAUUAAAUCGAGCGUAUAAAUAAUUCAUUUAAAUGUACACACACACACACACACACACACUCGCAACAUUCGUGUUUUUCGACUUCUCUUCUUAACGCAUAAAACAUAAUACAAUUAGACGACGCAGAUAGAUAGUUAGUGUUCGUGGAGAUAUUCUUGUAGAAUAUUAUAUAUAUAAUAUUACUUUUAAAUGGCUGUGAUUUGUCCCAUGUAUAUGCUAAUUAACGUGCGCUGAAGUGAAUCAACAACUAUAAUUAACUAUAAUUAAUUGUAUUAAUACAAAAACGAGUAGUGAUUGUGAAACCACGAAACCCGCGCAGAUUUUCAGUUCAGUCGAGCCUAGACGAAUGAUUCUCCCGACACGCAAAUAAUUACGCUAAGUUGAUUCUUUUCAAAUAAGGCUGUGUUCCAGUAAUUUCCAUUGCAUUUUCGACCAACUACACGCGUGUGUAACAAACCAACCAACCAACCAACCAACUCGUCUUUUCGAUUACUUCAGGGAUUCGCGUAGGCAUAUUGUAGUCAAUUUUAUAUAUUAUAUGCGAUUAUGUUUUCCAAAUGUGCGUAGGUGUUACAUUCUGGCCAAAUACAACUUUCUACUGCUAUUAUUAUAAUAGACAGCGUGCUGACGUGACUGACGACUAAUGACUUUUUACACUAGACGACGCAGAGCCGAGUGGAAUGGUUCAAAUUCGCUCGGCGGCACCCAUUGUUAGUUGCAAACGCUUUCCAUCCACGAAACAAAAUAAAUAAAAUACAUAGUUUCUUCGGCCGAACAUCCGUCUCUAUCCGCGCGAAGUGGUAGGCAGGAAAUAAAAAAACGAAAAACACACAACUAACUGAUUUAUAUCGCAUCAUUAUUUUUUAGAGGUUUCACACACAUACACAUACACACACACAUUUUACUGUUAUCAAGACUAAGUAUUUUUAAUUUUUAAUCAUUUCGAAUGUUCUCUAAGCUAAUGUGGGUUGAUUUUCGGAGGCGCCACACGCCCUCCCAUUAUGCGGUAUUGCACUACAUUUUUGUUUCGCGCAUAUAUAUUUAUUUACGUAUCGAUCGAAGCUGUUCUUUAAUUUAAUAUACUAUUUGUGUAUUUAUCAGCGAUGAUGAUGAUUUCUGUACAUGUUUUCUCGACUCAACUGCUGUUGUCUAUUCGCUCAAACGGUUUAUUUUUUUCUGCUUCUCCAACCGAGUCACUCAGAGAUGAAAAAAUUAUAUCCAUGAAAAUGCAUUUUGUGCCAUUAACUGAUAACUGCGCUGUAUAAAUUUUUGUGUACACACACACACAUACACAUCCCAAAGAUGAACCAGAGAGAAAGUACGCGAACAAGUGGAAUUGGAGCAAACACUCACUCACUCACUACUAAAUGUACUUGAGCACUUUACUUCAUCUUAUAACUUGUGAAAAUGAGAGAGAAUCACACACACACACACACGCAGCCUCGAAAAACGCAACAUUGCCGAAAAAUCAAAACGACGAGUGCUGAUGAGAAAAUUUUUGUAUAAACAAAACUAAAUGAAGAUGAGAAUGGUGUCUCCACGAAAAUGCUUAACUCCAAAAACUUGUACUUACGCAACCAAAAAAUGAUUUGUAAUAUGUCUUCUCGCUUUCUUGUCUCAGCCAAAUGUCACAUGUCGAAGGCGACUCUCCGCGGGAAGAUAAAUUAUCCUCAUUCUUGUGUGCUUACGAAUAGGGUGACUCUGAACAACACAGUGUAAAUUUAAAAAAAACAAAACAAGAAAAAUCAAGAGAAUGCUUUGUAUAAAAAUUUAUCUGCUGCUAAACUAUCAUCAUUGACUAUGUUUACAGAGAAAAACAAGAAAGAAGGUUCUUAUCCUUUGCCUUAAUUUGUGCAGCAAAUUAUUUUUUGGAAAAACUUUUGUGUCUCAACAAGUUGAAGUGUUGUGCUGAGAAUUUUAAUUUUUGUAUAGAAAAAUGCGAAAGCUCAUGAUGAAUAUUGCUUCAACGCGCAGAUGAAAUCAAGAGGAAGAUUUGUUACUACCCUAAAUGGCAGGAUAACCUUCACCAUAAAAAUAAGAUAUAUUAUACAAAAACAACAAAAGCAUAAAAAAAUAAAAAGUACCUGAAAAAUUAAAA
Cloeon dipterum is the source of this 5130-nucleotide messenger RNA. RefSeq lists its product as uncharacterized. NCBI's taxonomy places the organism in Eukaryota, Metazoa, Arthropoda, Insecta, Ephemeroptera, Baetidae. Gene Ontology annotation, cellular component: nucleus. The transcript has 2 exons. Bases 177 to 1529 code for a protein of 450 amino acids. Gene Ontology annotation, molecular function: transcription regulator activity. The record is from RefSeq and is a predicted model, not a curated record.